This is a messenger RNA of Dendrobium catenatum, 827 nucleotides long. Its product is annotated as heat stress transcription factor B-1. Gene Ontology annotation, cellular component: nucleus. Gene Ontology annotation, molecular function: DNA-binding transcription factor activity; RNA polymerase II cis-regulatory region sequence-specific DNA binding. NCBI's taxonomy places the organism in Eukaryota, Viridiplantae, Streptophyta, Magnoliopsida, Asparagales, Orchidaceae. The record is from RefSeq and is a predicted model, not a curated record. Gene Ontology annotation, biological process: regulation of transcription by RNA polymerase II.
GGUUUCCGCAAGGUGGUAGCUGAUCGGUGGGAGUUCGCCAACGACAAUUUCCGGCAAGGAGAGCAAACGCUCCUCUCCUUCAUUCGCCGUCGAAAAUCCUCAUCCAACAGACAACCUCCUCCAUCUUCUAACUCCGGUCAGCACUCCACCGAGAUCCACAGCUCUUCCUCCGCCUCCUCGCCACCGCCGCCUUCGCCACGCCUUCUGAAUCUCUCCAGCGAAAACGAGAAGCUUCGGAGAGAGAACAAAAUCCUGAACUCAGAACUUGCGCAGGCAAAGCGGCACUGCGAUGAGCUCCUCGGUUUUCUUUCCAAGUACGUCGACGUCGGCCAGCUAGACCUCGGCCUUCUAAGAAAUAGGUCGGUAGAGUUCGACGAAGGGGAAGAAGUAGUUAGCGAGGAGGAGGAGGAGGUGGAUGAAGGGGAAAAAGAGACUUCUUUCAAGCUAUUUGGUGUUCUUCUCAAGGUUAACGUGAGCUGCGAUGAGGUUCAGAGAUCUACAAAGAGGCGACGUUGCCAAGGCGGCGGCGGCAGGAUGCCAGUGGUCAGAGGUUCGUGGGCUGAUGCUUUGUCUCCGGUGGGCGGAAGUAGUAACGUCAGCCAGAGAAGUUAGCUAGAUAGCCUUAGUAGGGGAAAAAUCGUUUCAGAAUCUCCUCAGGCAGUACAGAGCGCAUCAAAAUCAUUUGAUUGUGCGAUAUAUAGGAAAACAAAUCUGAGUUGGAAUAUCAUAAUUUAAAUUUAAUUAGAGUGAACUUAUGAUUAUUCUAUUUGUUUUGAGAAAAUCUUAACUAUCUUUAAAACGUGAAACACACGUGAUAAUUUCUCCUA